AUGGAUUAGAAUAUACAAUUGAUACAAGUAUGCUCAAAUGACGAGAUCCUUAUUUAAUGCAGUGACUUGUUCCUGAGUUCAGAUGGAUUUUAUCCACCUUUCAUAAAAAUGAAGUUCAUGCAAAAAAUAUUAUUAGAUCUCAAUUGCAAAUAGAAAAUAUGAUAUUUCAUAUCUUUCCAGUCUAAUUUGAUAACGACGACAUCCAGAUAAUCAAUCAAUAGGAAUAUAUACAAUACUCACAAGAUAUAGUAAUACAAUUAGCUAAAUCUAAUAAAUUUAUUUGUGUUAUUGUGCAUAAUGACAAAUAUAUACUCUCUUUAACUAAUAAUAUUGAUAGAACAACACUAUUCAGAAUAUAGCCUUGUUAUAAAUCUUAAAUUUAAGUAAUCGAUCCUUAUUAUUAAAGAAUUCCAAUAAAGUUUCAUUUGAUGAUGAUAUAUUUUUGAUGUAUUCUCCUGAAAAUAUUACAUUGUAAACUCUAGAAUAAUAAUCAGAUUUAUUUGUAAAUGUGAACGAGAAUAUGCAACAAACUUCCGAUUUUAUAAUCUCAACAACCAAAUAAACCACAUUCAAAUUCAAAAAGCAUCUCAAAGAUAAUUAGUCUACUACAUUUUGUUAUGGCAGCCUGAUUAAAAUUAAAUAAAUUGAAAGAGACUCUUAUUUAGAGUUGACUACCAAUGAAAAUAUUCAAUAGAAUCCUCACAAUAACAACUUACAUAUGACAGAUGUGCAAACACAAUAUUAGCGAAUUUACUCCAAAAAUAAGACAAUAUUUUGGAGAUCGGGAGAAAGAAAUUAAUAAACUAUAGAGUUAUUAAUCUAUGAUAUAUGGAGACUGUAUCAUCCUCAAAAGAUCAAUUAAUAGAUCAAAUAAGGAGAUUAAUUUUAUCUAUAAAAUUUGUCUGGCAAUUUCUAUUUGAAUGGAGAUUAGAUUUGCUAGACUUAUUAAGAGGCUUCCCUCUUUUCAUUAAUGGAAGAAGAGAGCAUCAAUAAUAAACUCUUUUACAUUCUCUGCAAUAACCAAUAUUUGAGUUAUAAAAUUAUUAAUGAAAAUAAUUUUAAUUAGAUUCAGGAUAAACAAUUGGUCAAAUACAAAUCAAAAAAAUCUAAAUUAGACUUAUUACAAUUUGAUCUGAUCUCAAAUGUGGAUUUCGUCCACUAAAAUUGGUUAGACAAUAUAGUUCAAUUGAUUUAUCAAAUCAACCUUAAAUAUUAGUUGCACUACGAUGAUAUCAAUUCAUUUAUCAAGAAUUAAUCAAUAAAUGAUGGAAAAUUUGAUGCUCUCUUCUUUGAAAUAUAGUAAUUGGAAAUUGCAUUGAAUGAUCUUACUAUCUUCUGUGUUGCCGAUGAAGAGAAACCUAAAAUAUUAGAUAAAAAUGCAAUAUAUUAUUUGAAGAUGAAUCAAUAUAACUAGGAUUUACUAAGAAAAAAGGUUAUUGUUUAAUCUCUCAUUGAGUUUAUUGAAGUUGUGAAAUGGUCAUAUGAAUACACAUAAAUUAUUGAGUAAAAUAAAAUCGAAUCCAACAAUGAUAUACCAAUAUAAGACCAUAAUAUUCAAUUCUUAUUUCAAUUAAAUACUAUUCUUAAUCAAAUAUUCCUUUUUUUUGAAGCCUUUAGUUCAAACAACGAUUAUAACAGUCAAAUAAUAUUUUUGGCCUACUUUAAACUAAAAUAAUAUUUAGGCUACAAUGUUGGAGCAUUUUAUUGUUUGAUUAGACUUUUUGAGAACAAUGCAAAUCUAAUACCUGUUGCAGGUAUAAUGCCUUUUAUUGAGGAAUCUGAAAAGGAAUUUGACUUGUCUUUAAUCAAACGCUCCACAAGAAUCAACACCAUCUUAACUAAACAAUAAAAUUAAAUUAAAUCUUAAACUUUAAUCGAUGAGAUUUUUGAAAGAGCAAAUUAUUGUCUCUAAAUCCUAAAUAAGAGAUUCUGGGGCAAUAUCAUGAAGAUAUUAAGUGUUCUAUGCUUACAAAAUGAUAAAGCAUGCUUCAAUAAUUAAAUUAAUAUAGGUAAGCAUAUUAUUAAAGGCCCGAAAAUACUCUUAUAAUUUGUUAUUAAGGAAGACAAUCUACUCUAUGUAUAAAUAGAUGAUAAAUAAUAUGAGUUGAAUGAAAUUUAUGUUUAGAGUAGCAAGGCGAAUAAAGAUUUUAUGAAAGACAUCAUAGAAUGUAAGAAUUUCUUAGACUCUCAGUUGAAUCUCAUAGGGUUGUUAUGUUAGGAAAGGAAUUAUGAGAACAUUUAGUUUUAUAGGACAAAGUUACCAUAAAAGACUCUAAUUAAUUAUAUCAGUUAUUCUGGAAAUGCUGAAACAUUAAGAUGCAGAUUAAUUAUUAUCUUAAUGAAUUUAUAUGUUGAUUGUUAUCCAUAUCAACCGAAGCAAAUCCCUAAACUUAUAUUCAAUCUGAAUAAAUAAUAUGGUACUGUUCAAUAAUCUAAUGGAUUUAAUGCUGAGGCAUCAUCGUUAGAAUUGUAGGAAUUUUAGAAAAAGUCUCUUCAUAAAUAAUUAACAAGAUAAUUUACAAUAAAUGACACAAAAGCUAUUGAAAAAUUACUUACCAUAACUUAAGAAUUAGUUAAACUUAAUUUAAUCUAGUAAAAUUAAAUCAAUCUCAGUUUAAGUGUUUGUAAAAUCUUACAAAUGUUUUACAAAUUGUAUACUUUCAAUCUCCCUUAAAAUAAAGAUUUCCAUGAAAAAUACUUUGAUGUUAAUUUAUUAAUACAAGCCUACACCUUAUUACCAUAAUCAUUAGAGUAAAUUCAACCCUUGUAAGAGUAAGUUCAGCAGUUCUAGUAAUUUUAAGAACAAAAGGAAAUAUUUAAUUAGAUGUCCAUUAUUUUAAUUGAUUUCUUGCAACUCUAUUUUAAACAAAAGGAAACUAAAAUUUUAACUUCAAUUAUUAAAACAUCAUAAUAACUUGAUUAUCUUGAUUUCUCAUAGUAAUAUAAUUACAGUCGCUAUGAAAAGAUAAAGGAGAAUACAUUUCUUUUAUUAAAACAUAAGUAAUCAUAAACUGAAACGCAAUUAAAGGCUUUUAAUUUGAUGGAAUCUCUAUAUUAACCAAAAAGGAACAUUAUUAAACGCCUAUAAAAAUGCUUAUUUUUGGAAAACUAAGAAGAAGUGUUUCAUUAUUAAUUUAUAAAAUCUAUGAUUUUGUAAUUGAAAGAAUUAGAAAGUGCUGAUGAAAAGUAGUAAUUAUAUCAAAAUUGUAUCAAGUCCCUAAUAAAUUUAAAUCAAUUGUUAAAAAAAGCAGAUAACUUAUUAUUACUAUAGAAGAUCUUGAGAAUUUUGAAUGUAGAUUUUAUUCUUUUGGAUUUUCUGGAAAGUUAUUAAUAAAUUUGUUAAGUAAUUACUUAAAAGUUCAUUAAAAGUAAUAAUGAUGACAGAUACAUAUUAGAAAUUAACAACGAAGAGGAUUCAAUACUACAAUUUUGCACAUAGGCAUUCAUAAUUUUAAAGUAUUAAUGUAAUGGAAAUAACUACAAUAAAUAAAGAGUUCUAAGCAAAUUUAGUUAGUUCGAUGAAUUCUUGAAAUGCAUAGAUUUAGGAUAAUAUGAUUUACUUUAAGAAAUCUAUUUUGAGUCAUAUGAAAAUAUUGAGUCAGCAAGUAGUAGGAUUAUUUAUCUACUCUUGGAUAAUUUGAACUUUGGUUCCUUGAAAGUGUUGGAAUCACUAGUCAUUUAAUAAAGUGUAUCAAGCAGUAAGAAUUUGUUCGAAAUAAUCUAAUAAAUUUAAAAUAGUAAGAAAUUUAAAUAAUAACUUGGAUUUUAAGAUAAUCCACUUGAAAAGAUCCUAUCAUAAAAUAAAUUUUAAACAUUUUAGAAGUAAUUUUUAAUUGGAAAUAUGCCAUACAUAUAUCAAAUAUAAGGUAUUCAAUUUGUAUUGUAUUUGCUCAAAUAUUCCAAUCCUUAAGGUUGUAAAGUGUUAGCUGAUUCAUUCCCUUUACAAUAGGUUAUAAAAUAUUGCACUUAAUUAAAAGAUAUAUUCAAAUCUACAUUCGAAGAUUUAAAUGUAGCAAUCUUGAAUACAAUUCUAAAAACUUAGUUAAUUAAACUAUUUAAUGUGCUAUUACAUUAUAAAGAAAUCAUCAAGUAUGACGAUGAAAUUCAAUAAACUAUUGUUCAAUUUAUAGAUAAGGAAACUAAGGUUUUUGAAAGCAAAGUAGUUGUGUUAGAUCCUAAAAUGAAGUCAACAAACGAAGCACAAAAAUUAUAUGAUUAUGUUAAUUCCAGUUUUAAAUUCAAAAUACAAAAAAAGUAGAAAGAAACUAAUUAGUAAUUGUUUUAAUAAAUUCAAUCUGGAUCAGAGAAUGACAGUGAUGAUAGUGACGAAAAGGAGGAUGAGUAAUUAUCAGAAUGUUAAAAAUAAAUGGCAUGCUUUUCAUUAUAACAUAAUUUUAGUUGCCUCUAUUUUAAUAAUUAUGCAAUGCUCUUACUGAAUGUUUUUCUUAACUUAGCUCAAUUAAUAUAAGAAUAGAUUGAGAAUUUUGAAGAGUCAAAGUCUAAAUCUGGGAGCAGGGCAUCUUCAACUUUGGCAAGACAAAUGAGUUUAUCGUAAGCAUUUGCUGAGAGUAUUGUGAAUGAUAUGAAUCAAAGUGUGAAAUUAAGGCCAUUUCAUAAUUUGAAAAUCAAAAUUGACUUAUUUUUGAAAUAAAUAGAGGAGUAUUUGAAGGUUAAUUUAACGAAAUGGGAAAUACUAGAUAAUGGGCACUUUUUGAUAGAAAAAUCAUAAUAGUUGAAAAUAAUAUUUUUAAGAAAAUUGGAAUUUCAAAAUUGCAAUCUUGAUUAAAUUGAACAACAGAAAAAGGAUCAGGUUGUUGAUCCAUACUGUUCGCCGAUUUAUUGUAAUGAUAAUAGAAUUCAUGAGUUGAUUUUAUUGAAGAAUAAAUCUGAAAAUAAAUUUAUUGACAAAUAAAUUAAUAGUUUUUUUAUAAAUGAACAAGUUUUGGCAAUAGAAAACUUUGAUAUGUACUUUUAAAUCUACAAAUAAUAAUUAUUUAUGAAUGAGGAUUUCGAAAUAAUCAGUGAAAACUUUUCAAAGACUAUUGUGCCAUUGGUUAAUUGUUUUUCAUCGAGUAUGAACAAUUUAAACAAGAAUUUUAAGUUCGUCAAAAAGAUAUUAAAGUUUUUAUGGCACAUGUUGGAUAUACAUACUUAUAUUAGAGAUGAUUAUAUUUAGACAGUUAAGGUUUAUGAGUUGAAUAAAAAGGGAAAGUAUCAUUCUAAAAGUGAAUAGAUUCUCUAAAUAAAGGCGAUAAAGGCUUUGCAGAAUUUGCUUGUUAAUUAAGGGUUCUUCGAAAUCUUUUUGUCAUUUUGUAAUUAAUAUGAUAAAAUAAAGAUUGUUCAAUAAUCAGAAUUGUAUUUAUUGAAUAAGAAAAAGAAAGAGAAAUUAUUAUAUUAAUUUUUAUUAACUUCAAUAAGAUUAGUCAGAGGAAUUGAAUCUGCGAAUUAAUUUGCUUAAUAAAAACUAAUGCAAGAGAUCCUAAAAACCAAGAGCAAUUACAUGUUAAAAAUAUUUUCAAGCAUUUUUGAAAGAUAUCAAUAAUAAGAUGAAACAUUAAAAUUGCGAUCCUUAAUCUAACAUGAUAUCAGUAGAGUGUAUUUGGCAUAUGAAUUCAAUGAAAAUCAUAGAUUAGAGUAGAAAAAGAAUGCGAUGAAAUUGGGGAUUUUGUAAGUUUAAAUGAAAUUGAUUUAACUAUUAGCUGAAGAUCAUUUUAGACCAUUUCAAGAUUUCUUUAGGGAAUAAAUUGGAUUUGCUUAGAAUUAUGAUAUCAUUUAACAUCUGAUGAACAUUUUGUUGAAUUUCUUCAAUUAAGAAUCCUUUUAUGCUUUGAGCCAGGAUGAUUACAUUUUGAUUUUGAAUUGUUUUGAUUGCCUUAAAGAAUAUAUCUAAGGUCCUUGUCCUUAAAACUAAGAAAAGCUCUGUUAACCUUAGUUUUUAAGGUUAUGUGGUAAACUAUUGGGAUUUGAUGAUUCUUAGAUUAAGUUUUUGAAUCUCUAUCAAAGAUUCAGUAAAAUUGAUUAAGCUUUAUUGAAUUAGGACAAAGAAAGAUCAAGAAUGUAAACCUAAGAACAAGUUAGAAAGAUUAAUAAUCUUCAGGAUAAAACAAUCAUUUAAUAAUAGAUAAUUUAGUAUUAUAUCUAAUGUCCAGUCUAUUGUAAACAAUUAGUCACAUCAUUUAGAAAAAGUAAUUCACUUAACUAUAAAUUGUUUAUGCUAUCUGAAAUCAAAUACAGAUGUGCAACAACAUUGGAAUCAUUAACUGAUAAUGAAUAAAAUGAAUCAGAUAUUUUAAAGAGAAUUUCAAUGAUAAUAAAUGAGAAGAUACUGAUUCGCAAUAUUACAAUUUAAUAUGAGAAAUACAAAAUUUUGCAUGGUUCUGGUAAAAAUUACACAAACCUUGUAUUUUCCCAUUUGUUAGGGGAAGACGCGAAGAAUAUCGAAUAGGAGAAGGAGAGAAAGAAAAAUAUAUAAAGAAAAAAAGUUUAAAUAAAAGAUAGCAAUACUUAUUGGUAUUAAGUUGAAUAGGAAGUGACAGUGGAAUCAGCUGUAAAAGACUUUUGGGACUCCUUUAUUAUAGAGACGGGGUUCUCCUUAUUUAAUCUUUUAGCCUAAGUAUAUUAGAUGAAAGAUUAAGAUGUGUUGGAAAGAAUAUAUGAGUAAAUAGACAAUACGAAAACAUAGAAAAAGAAAUAUAAAUCUAUAGUCUUUUAUAAUCUCUACAAGGCAAUAUUUUAGGCUUCGCAAUUAACAAAGUAUUUACGUUGUUAUUAUUAUUUAGAAACAUAAGGUAGCUAUAAGAAAGUGCCCAACUUAGUGACAAGAUUUUUAAUCCUUACAAAUUAAAGAAAGCCUCAGGUGAAUAGGAGGCUCAAUCGAAGAAAUUGGGAUAUAGAGCUUUGAGGUUCUUUGCAACGAGAACAGGAUCUAUAGAAAUACUGUUACCAUCAAAACAACUAAAAAAAGUGAUGUUUCCACUAGUUCCUCAUUGUUUUGCUCUCAACAAUGUAAUUAAAGAGAAAUUCGCUUCUGAUAUUGAUAGAUUAUCUUAAUAGAGGAAGGUUGAAUCAGUGUUGUCAAAUUCAUCUCACAUAAUUUAGAAAUUAAAAACUGAAUAUAAAUUCUAAGCCUUAUACAAAAAGAAUUUUGUGAUAAAUUUGUUAGCUAGCAAUUAGAAACUAUGGAAAUAAAUAAUAUUUUUAGUAAUAGUGUUAGAAAAUCUAAUGAUCUUAUUCUCAAGUGAUUCAAACUUAGAGAAGAUAUUCGGGGAUAUUUUGUUUGGAUUAACAAUUACAUAAAUAAUUUUGUAAUUCCUUUGUUUUUUUAUCUUUAUAGUGAAAAAAUUGCCAUAUUUAAGAAUAAAAUCAUAAGAGAUAGUGUUUGAGAAGCAAAUAAAUAGAAUUAGAAUGAGAGAGAUCAAAUAUAAAUAUUUGGAUAAUUCUCAAAGCAUAGUACUUCAAGAGGAUUUUGUUUUAGAGAAGACUGACUCCUUCUUAUUGGAAUAGAAUAAAUGGAGGAGAAUGUAUUUUAAUCUAACAGAUUUCUUAACAUUAUAUAAGUGCAUCUUGUUGGAUUAUGAGAUGAUUUACUUCUUAAUUUUUACAACCCUGGCCUUUAUUGGUCUGUACGUGAAUAUAGUUUUGGCAUUGUUGCUGUUGGACGUGUUUUGGCGAUUCCCAACGUUGACAUCGAUAGUGAAUGUAAAAUGAUUAAUUCAUAAACAUAGGCAAUUUGGAGACCUAGUGGAUCGAUCUUAUUGGUACUCUCUUUGUACAUAAUAAUGUAAUACUAUUAUUCUCUAAUCGUUUAUCAUUAUUAUGCAGAUCAAUAUACACCAUAUUGUGAAAACUUGCUCUAAUGUUUCUCUUUCAUAUUAGAUGUCACAUUCAAGACAGACGGUGGUUCUGUUGGCUUUGUUUCGUCUAGUGAUGUGUAUGCAGAUGAAAACUACAGAUACAGCAUCCUCAAUUUUUGGGAAUUCGUUUAUGUCUUCGUUGUAAUUAGUUUGUUAUACUCUAUAAUUACUGGUAUCAUCAUAGAUUCAUUUGGUGUGUUGAGAGAUGAGGCUGAAGAACUUGAGAAUGACAUCAAAGGAUUUUGUUUGAUUUGUGGGAUAGAUAGAGGGACUUUGGAGAAGAAGGCAAAACACAAAAAGGGAUUUAGAUUUCACGUUAAAUAUGAACAUUGCGUUUGGAAUUACAUCUUUUACAUUUCCUAUUUGGAGGAUAAAAAGAAAUCAGAUUAUAACGGAAUUGAAAGUUAUGUAGAUUCAGAUUUGAAACGAGAGAGUAUCAAUUGGUUCCCCAUUAAUAAGUCACUUUCCAUUCCUGAUGAAGAGGAGGAGCAAGAGGUAAUCAUUUAUAUUGAGUGAUUAGGAACUGUCGAAUUUUAAAUAGACAAUAGAUGAUAGAUUAAUAGAAAUUUAUAACAAAAUUGAUUAACUUAAAGGUUGAUGAGUUUUAUCUUAUCAAGAUAUAG
Messenger RNA from Paramecium octaurelia, 8476 nucleotides. The record is from the annotation of a GenBank genome assembly. NCBI's taxonomy places the organism in Eukaryota, Ciliophora, Oligohymenophorea, Peniculida, Parameciidae.